AUGUGUCAGGACCCAUCCGAAAAUGGGCGGAGCAGCAACACGGAUGCUGCCUCGACGCGGGCCCGGAACGGAAGUCCCGAGCGCCGUCCCUCCAACCCUGACUCCCAAGCUUCCUUCACCUACCAGGGCGUGGGCCGCUACAACGACGACCGCCGCCGCGACCUCGGCGGGAGUCUUCGUCUCAUGACUGAGGGAUCUGACCCCAACGGCUCUCGUCACUCGACAUCCGUGGAGAAGUCGAACAUUUGGUUUCAUGACUUGACCCUCACUUGGUCGCCCAACAACCAUCAGUACUCCAAUGGCAAGCGUAGCCGUGACAAGAUGGAGCGCGACCUCGAUGAGCAGCUGGAGCGUGCCAGGGUUGAUGGUAUACGAAGCGCUCGAAGCAUGACUCAAGAGACCUACAGCAGACUCGAUGAGACUCGAGGACCCAUCGGCGUCAGCUCUGAGAUGACAACUCCGCCGCGGAAAUCGGCAUGCCCUUGGCCUGCUGCUCGCACCAAUGGUCUGCUAGAUGACGCGGGAACACGAGGAGCGACUCAUCUCGUCGCACCACGUUGA
Molecule: messenger RNA, 561 nt
Organism: Verticillium dahliae VdLs.17
Lineage: Eukaryota; Fungi; Ascomycota; Sordariomycetes; Glomerellales; Plectosphaerellaceae
Exons: 3
Coding region: 1-561 (186 amino acids)
Source: RefSeq, a predicted model, not a curated record